UUACCUUACCAAGUUCUGCCCCCAUCAUGCGCUAUCCAAUUGGUGCCACUCGCCCGCAUGAACUGCCUUAUUCCCGUCGCUUUAAUCCUGCUGACGGAAUCCUUUCUUCUUCACUCAUCAUCAUGGUAUGAUGUUGUAAGUUUAUAAUCAUCAAUAAGAUAUGGCGAUGGCUCGCAUCGCGAGCUCUGCAGACGCGGUCGCUGUUUUCUCGAUUUUGCUUUCGGUACUGUUUCUUUGCGUAGCAGUCUUUCGCUUAUGGCGCUUACGCAGAGCACCCACCGUUGUUAUCGCGGGGUUUCAGGGGCAUAGUAAAACGGUUUUGUCAAUCUUGUUUGCUCUAUCGAGUUUGGGACGUCUUCUCGCAUUAGGGAAUUCAACACUCAAUGAGACCAAUUUGCAUGUCGCUUCCCGUGCCCUGGAACUUGCCGCGGCAUUAGUGCUCUGUAUUCUAUCAUGGCUAAAACAUCGACGGAGCGUCCGCCCAUCGGACACAAUCAUUUUGUACCUCGUCGCAUGUCUCAUUCGUGAUUGCUUCGAGCUACCAUCAACCAUUCGGGGGCAGAGCGAUUGGCUGAUGCAAGACCCGAUAUUAGCUCAGCUAGUCCUCGAGACUUCUUUACUAGCUACCGAGAAUCUUCAAAAGGACCUUAUUAGAAAGUCCUUGAAUGACGAUAUAUCUUCCGAGGAGAAGUCUAGCAUUUUAGGCCGGACCUUUUUUUGGUGGAUCAAUCCCAUCCUAUAUGAAGGGUAUCACAAUGUCCUCUUGAGCUAUGACCUACCCUCGAUUGACACGAAGUUAUUAUCAAAGCCUACUCGUAUCGCAGCGUUACACGCUUGGGAGCGAAGGUUAAGACCCGAGAAUAGGAUGACACUUCCAAGAGUGUUGCUCAAGUGUCUUAAAAGGCCAUUCUUGUUUGCGAUACCGCCACGGCUUUUCCUCACAUUUUUCCGAUAUUCACAACCAAUUAUUAUUCGGCAAGCCAUCAUAUUCGUCACCACUGACGAACUAAGAAAUCAAACAUGGACUGGACCUGGUCUUGUCAUGGCUGCAAUCGUCAUUUACGCCGGCUUAGCUAUCUCAACUACAGUGUACCAACACCAACUCAACAAAUUCAGAAUGAUGAUUCGAACUGCUCUUAUAGCGUUGAUCCAUGAUAAGACGAUGAAUUCUUACGCCGAAACAAUCAGUGAAGGUAAGGUCUUGACGCUCACUAAUAAUGAUGUUGAUAGUAUCGAUACUAUUGGAGAGAUGUUACAUGAAACCUGGGGGCAAGUCCUUGAGGUCCUUAUUGGGAUCGUAAUGUUGACUUGGGAAGUCGGCUGGUUCUCACUUGUUCCUAUUUUCAUCAUUUUUCUGUGUUCUCGUGUGAGCCAAUACGUUGCAAGGAAUAUGCGAUCAAGGCAGGGUGGCUGGAAUGAAGCAACCCAGAAUCGCAUUUCCAUGACAAGUUCUGCCAUUAGUGCUAUUAAGAAUAUUAAGAUGCUCGGCCUACAAGACGCGAUAUCAGCACAUAUUGAAGAACUUCGGCGAAUCGAGCUCCAAAAGGCAAAUGCGGUUCGAUGGAUGUCAAUUGCUUAUAACGCGUCGGCAAAUGCCAAUGGGAUGUUUGCGCCAGUGCUCACCCUUGUUCUCUACGCCAUAUCAGCUAAAACGAGAGGCAAUAAACUGGAUGUUGGGACUGCAUUCACAACUAUUGCCAUUUUAACUAUGGUCACGCACCCGGCAAAUAUGGUUAUGACAUUCAUCCCAAAGAUCAUUACAUCCUUUGCCAGUUUUGAGAGGAUCCAAAAUUUUCUCCUUGAGCCGCCUCGGCAAGACUACAGAAUCGAGAUCUCCAACUCAAAAGCUCUCAGUGAAUCUGGUAGUUCUGAAAGCGGUUCUGACGUGACUUCAUACCCAGUCGUUAAUAUGGAAGGCCUUUCAGUUGGAGAGUCUCGUCUUGCUCUAGAAAAUAUCAAUCUGACCGUGAAAGAAGGCUCUGUCAUUGUUCUCUCUGGUGCCACAGCCUCCGGAAAGUCCAUCCUAGCUUAUUCUAUUUUGGGCGAGGUCCCUUAUGUCGGAACAGUUGCUGUAUCCUCUAAGCGUAUUGGCUAUUGUUCUCAGAUACCAUGGCUGCCGAAUGGCAGUAUCAAGCAAAUUAUAGCAGACUUUCAUGAUGACUCAAUUAUCGACUUGGCGUGGUACAAGACGGUCAUCGAUGCUUGCUGCCUCAUGAAAGAUAUUGAUGCACUCCCGGACGGGGACGAAACGUUUGUUGGGAGUAGAGGAACCAACCUAUCUGGUGGUCAACGCCAACGACUAGCUCUUGCGCGCGCGCUAUUUGCUCGAACGGCCAUCCUCAUAUUAGACGAUCCUUUCAGCGCACUAGACGGGAGGACUGAGAAUCAAAUUGUCGACAACUUGUUCGGAAGCGAAGGUCUUUUCGGAGAACUCGGAACGACGGUUAUACUGAUAAGCAACUCUACUCAGUACUUUCGUCUAGCAGACGAGGUAAUUGUCUUGGAAGAUGGACGUAUAAAAGAACAGGGCAAAUGGAACGAGCUUGCCUCUCGAGACCCUGAAAUAUUAAAGAUUAUCACAAGCGAAGAUGGCGAGCAUAAGGGAUUAGCCAUUGAGAGAUCCGACCUGCUACCUCAACAGCAAAGAUCGUAUGACGAUGUUACUGUUGACUCGAAGCGGAAAACAGGCGACUCCUCUCUCUAUGGUUAUUAUAUCAAGGCCGCUGGACUGGGGAAUUCCGCACUCAUGAUCGCUUGUACUGUGACGUACUCUUUCUUCAUCACAUUCCCCCAAUAUUGGGUCAAGAUGUGGACCAGCUCGGGGUCAAGCAACGAUUGGUUCUAUAUUGGAGGAUACAUUAUCCUUAACUUCAUCGCAUACGUUGCUACGAACGGGAUUGCAUGGACGAUUCAUCUUCGGAUGGCUCCUCAUUCAGGUUUGGUCUUACAUUCCAAACUUCUACAUACGAUCGCCUGCGCACCUCUGCUAUAUUUUUCUAUGACAGAUAGUGGGUCAAUACUCAACCGAUUUAGUCAAGAUCUCCAACUUGUAGACAAGCAACUCGCAGCCGCCCUGUCUUCGGUGUUCAUCCAGAUCUUCAAACUCCUAGUCCAAGUCAUCUUACUAUUCAUAUCACAGAAGCUGUUAACGUUUACCCUGCCUAUAUGUCUCGUCUUCGUUUAUGUAGUUCAAAAGGUAUACCUUCGAACUUCUCGACAAUUACGCCUAUUAGAACUUGAAUCUCGAUCGAUAGUUUCCAUCGACCUCUUGGAGACGGUUGACGGAUUGGCUACUAUACGUGCUUUUGAAGGUCAAUCAAAGGCAGAAUCUGAACAUCUCUACCGCCUCGAUGAAUCUCAGAAGCCGUUCUACCUUCUCUUAUGUCUCCAAUGUUGGCUGAAAAUUGUCCUCGAUCUACUCGUAGCGGCGGUAGCCGUUGGAGUUAUCGCUCUAGCUGUAAUUCUCAGAGAUACCACAUCGGGUGGCCAAGUAGGUAUGGCGCUAAAUAUUGUGCUGAUUGCAAAUACUACGCUACUCCGACUCAUUCAAACAUGGACAAAUCUUGAGAUAUCUCUCGGUGCCAUCGCUAGAAUUAAGGGUCUUGAGGACGAAGUGUCUCCCGAGGACAAGCCAUCCGAAACUGUUGUACCUCCUGAAACUUGGCCGUCUUCUGGCACAGUUGAGUUCCGAAGUGUUUCAGCAGCAUAUAAUACAGAGACCACGGUCCUUGAAGAUAUAUUACUAAGGAUAGAGCCGGGGCAGAAAGUUGUCAUCUGCGGCCGAAGUGGGAGCGGCAAGAGUUCCUUGAUACUCACUCUUCUCCGCUUAUUGGAUACGAAGUCAGGUUCAAUUAUAGUUGACGGCGUGAACAUUGGCCUUGUACCUCGUUCAGUUGUACGCGAACGAUGCUUUGUUACAGUGCCUCAAGAACCCCUUCUCUUCAACCAAGAAUCUCUCCGAUUCAAUGUGGACCCCACAGAGACCCUCUCAAAUGAUACUAUCAUCGAAAUACUUUCAAAGGUCUACUUAUGGCAGCAUUUUAACUCUAUUCCAGAUCAAGAUGAGUUAGGCGAUGUCAAUGCGUGUACUCAUCCGAUCCUAGAUCGCGCAAUUACAUCACUUCCUCCUCUCUCAGUUGGUCAAAGACAGCUACUAGCCCUCGCACGGGCACUGUUACAGGUAUACGUCAUAAACACAUUGGGAGCGAAACCUAUAAUCCUACUUGACGAGGCGACUUCAUCCCUCGAUUCAUCGACUGAGAAGAUGAUACUCGAUAUCAUCAACGAAGAGCUCGCGAGUAAGGGUCACACGGUAAUUAUGGUCGCCCAUAGAGUAGGUGCAGCCGUGUCACAUUUAAGAGAAGGGGUAGAUGCCGUGGUUUGGAUGAAAGAUGGGCGAAUUGAGAAAGUAGGGGAUGUAAGCGACAUUAUGAACAUGACCGAGCAGACCACAACCCCUGAAGAGGGGUCCACGAGUGGUUUAUAGAUGAUCUAUUCACAAAUAGAAUGAGCUAAAUAUAAGAAAGAUCGCAGAGCACUUUUUU
Molecule: messenger RNA, 4544 nt
Organism: Annulohypoxylon truncatum
Lineage: Eukaryota; Fungi; Ascomycota; Sordariomycetes; Xylariales; Hypoxylaceae
Product: ABC transporter
Exons: 13
Coding region: 161-4486 (1441 amino acids)
Biological process (GO): transmembrane transport
Cellular component (GO): membrane
Molecular function (GO): ABC-type transporter activity; ATP hydrolysis activity; ATP binding
Source: RefSeq, a predicted model, not a curated record